AUGACUGCAGGUGCGUACCGAGUGGUCAUGGACAGCAACUCAGUGUCUCCAAUGCCUGAAUUAGCUCCAAUCGCUGAAUUCGACAAAACACCUCCAUCUCCCCCAAACGAAGAAACUGCCGUUCCGAUGGACGAUCUACCCCCACCACCUACAGCCACUGUGCAAGAGGAGAAAGAGAAGGAGGCCCAGGAAGAAGCGUAA
Messenger RNA from Acanthoscelides obtectus, 201 nucleotides. The record is from the annotation of a GenBank genome assembly. Lineage: Eukaryota; Metazoa; Arthropoda; Insecta; Coleoptera; Chrysomelidae.